AUGUCUUCUAAGUUGUCUUCUAAUUAUCCGUCUCUUUUAAUUUCCAAUCAUAAAAGUUGUUAUGUUUUUCUUGUUCUUAUUUAUGUGUGCAUUCUCAUGUUUCUCCUUUCAUUUAAGUAUGAAAUAGAUGAAGUUCAUGAGAUCACAAAACCAUCUUGGUUUGAAUUUAUAGUGAGUGAUUUUCAUAGCAAAAUGAAAAUUAAGAUAGGUUUAGUUAACAUCGAUCCAAGAGCAAUGGAUGAAAAACUAGACACAGUUAGAUCGCAAGUAGAUAUUAUACCCAUCAUUUUCGAUCGAGUUGAUGAGAAUUUAAGAUGGAAAGAUUUUUUUCCAGUAUGGAUUGACGAGGAAGAAAAAAUGCAUAAGCCCAAAUGUCCAAAUAUACCUAUGCCAGCUUUUGAGAAUUACAAAAAUCUUGAUGUUGUGGUGGCUAGGGUUCCAUGUGGGGGGCCAUCAAUGGAGGAAGAAGGAAUUAGAGAUGUGUUUACGUUACAAGUGAAUUUAGUGGUGGCUAAUUUGGUUGUGGAAACUAAGUGGCUAGAAAAGUUGAAGAGUGAUCAUGGAAAUAUAUAUGUUGUUUUUAUUGGAUCUUGUAGUCCCAUGGUUGAGAUUUUCAGAUGUGAUGAUUUAUUGAUCCAUCAAAGUGAUUAUUGGGUUUACAAACCUGAUUUGAAGAAACUCAAACAUAAAACUCUUAUGCCUGUUGGAUCAUGUCAGAUUUCUCCGGGUAAUGCAGAAACAGGCAAAGAGAUAUGGCCGAGUUUUUUAACGCAAUCACUGGGGAACAAUAAGAGUACUAUGCAUAUUCCAAAACUAGCUUAUGUAACUAUUCUUCACUCUUCAGAAAAUUAUGUUUGUGGUGCAAUUGCUCUUGCACAAAGCAUUAUUUUAUCUCAUAAAAGUAUAAUUGAUCCCAUAGAUCUUGUUCUUUUAGCCGAUGAUUCAAUUGGUCCUGAAUCCAUUAGAGGUUUAAGAGCUGCAGGUUGGAAAAUCACACGUAUUCAACGUAUCAGAAGUCCAUUUGCCAACAAACAUGCAUAUAAUAGAUGGAACUAUAGUAAGCUACGUAUAUGGCAACUCACCAUGUAUGACAAAAUAAUUUUCAUAGAUUCUGAUUUUUUAGUAUUGAAGAAUAUUGAUAAUUUUUUUGCUUACCCUCAAAUAUCAGCUUCACCUAAUAAUAAAGUAAUAUUCAACUCUGGUUUGAUUGUAGUUGAACCAUCUCAAUGCAUGUUUGAGAACAUGAUGAAUAAAACUUCUAAGGUUAAACCGUAUAAUGGAGGUGACCAAGGUUUCUUGAAUGAAGUAUUCACAUGGUGGCAUAGGUUACCAUCAAAAUUAAACUACAUGAAAUCCUUUAGGAAUAUAGAUGAUUAUAAGCAUCAGAUACCAGAAGAUGUGUAUGCUAUACAUUAUUUGGGGGUGAAACCAUGGAUGUGUUAUAGAGAUUAUGAUUGUAAUUGGGAUUUGCAAGAUCAUCAUGAAUUUGCUAGUGACUCAGCUAACGAAGUUUGGUGGCAACUUUAUGAUAGUAUGCCAACACAUCUGCAAUCAUAUUGUGCAAUGACAAGAAAAUCAAAUGAAAAUUUUGUGGCUAACAAAAAUAAAGCAAGAAAUGCUAGUCUUCCUGAUGGACAUUGGAGAACCGAGGUUAAGGAUGCUAGAAAGAUGGAAUAUUUAAAUUAG
Lathyrus oleraceus (garden pea) is the source of this 1686-nucleotide messenger RNA. Its product is annotated as putative UDP-glucuronate:xylan alpha-glucuronosyltransferase 4. NCBI's taxonomy places the organism in Eukaryota, Viridiplantae, Streptophyta, Magnoliopsida, Fabales, Fabaceae. Bases 1 to 1686 code for a protein of 561 amino acids. Gene Ontology annotation, molecular function: glycosyltransferase activity. The transcript is spliced from 2 exons. The record is from RefSeq and is a predicted model, not a curated record.